GGUUAGUACAAAUUAGCACGCAAUUAAAGCAGAGUUAUUGACUUUUCUGUCUAAAUUCAAGAUAAGGCAAAAAAAUAUCAUAAAAAAAAAAUCUCUUGUGAUUGAAUGAUAUUUCCAAAGAAAAUAUAAAGAGUUGAAUCGAGCUCUAUCUAUCCGUAGCAGUCUAAAGAUCAUUUCUUUGUCAACCUAUAACGCUUCCUCUCCGCGUUUUUCUUCUUCUCCUCUUCUUUGUCUUAAAAAGUCUCGAGCUUUGGUUUCAAAAGUUGUCGGUAACAGCUCGAUGAUAAUGAUGGUUUUGUAAAAAUGGGUGAUUUUUAGUUUUGUUGUAGCAGAAGCUAAGUUUGUAAAGUAGAAUACUUUCAGGGGCUAAUCCUCAAAAUCGAUUCUGGGUCAAAAAAAAAAUAAACACUUUUUGAUUGAUCUUACGAUUGGUGAUCAAAGGUUCUUCAUUGAAUUGAAUUGAAUUGAAUUGGGGUUGGAUACACAGAAGAAGUUAAAAGGUUACUUUUUGAUUUUGUAAAAAAGAAUGGAUCGAGUGGUAGGUGGCAAGUUCAAGCUUGGAAGGAAACUUGGAAGUGGAUCCUUUGGUGAAAUCUUUCUAGGAGUGAAUGUACAGACUGGAGAUGAAGUUGCUGUUAAGCUUGAACCUCUUCGAUCUAGGCAUCCUCAGCUUCAUUAUGAGUCUAAGCUUUAUAUGCUUCUCCAAGGAGGAACUGGUAUUCCACACCUUAAAUGGUUUGGUGUUGAGGGUGAAUACAACUGUAUGGUGAUCGACCUUCUUGGUCCUAGUUUGGAGGAGUUUUUCAACUUUUGUAGUCGAUCUUUCUCUCUCAAGACUGUUCUAAUGCUUGCUGAUCAGAUGUUAAACAGAGUGGAGUAUAUGCAUGUGCGAGGCUUUCUUCAUCGUGAUAUUAAGCCAGAUAACUUCUUGAUGGGUCUUGGCCGCAAAGCUAACCAGGUCUACAUCAUUGACUAUGGGCUAGCGAAGAAGUAUAGAGAUCUUCAAACACACAAACAUAUUCCUUACAGAGAAAACAAGAAUCUUACAGGGACAGCUCGAUAUGCAAGUGUUAACACUCAUCUUGGGAUUGAGCAAAGUAGGAGGGAUGAUCUGGAGUCUCUUGGCUAUAUGCUUAUGUAUUUUCUCCGAGGAAGCCUUCCAUGGCAAGGACUUCGUGCAGGAACCAAGAAGCAGAAGUAUGACAAGAUCAGUGAAAAGAAAAGACUUACACCAGUGGAGGUCCUUUGUAAAAACUAUCCACCUGAGUUCACAUCUUAUUUCCUCUAUGUGCGUUCAUUACGGUUUGAAGACAAACCAGAUUAUUCUUACUUAAAGAAGCUUUUCAGAGACCUAUUCAUCCGAGAAGGUUAUCAGUUUGACUAUGUAUUCGAUUGGACAAUUCUGAGGUAUCCACAGUUCGGCUCAAGUUCCAGUUCCAAUACCAGACCAAGACCAAGCCUAAGACCAGCUCUGAAUAUUCCAAUACCAUCUGCCGAGAAAGCAGAAAAGCCUUCAACUGCGCAAGCCACUCGUGAUAGAUUCUCAGGUGUUUUCGAAGCAUACACCAGAAGAACUGGCUCAGGGACUGGCAUUGAAGGUAAUUGGUCUAGUAGACCAAGAACUUCAGAGAACGUUCUUGCUUCUAGAGACACGGUUAACAAGGAGAGACCAAUCACUAUAUCUAGAAACCAGAGUUUUCCAAGAAAACCAGUUGCUGGGUCUAGUGUUCGAGCCACUCCUUCAACUGAUUUCGUAGAGAACAGAUCGAGCAGAGUGGUUUUAAACACUGGCCGGCCUUCUACAACUCAGAGGACUCAGUUCCCUCCUCCGUCCUCCUCUUUAGCCACAAAAGCUGCAGCACCAUCGAGACUUCCUCCUGACGUUACGCUCGAGUUCCUCACUAUUGGGAACGGCAAGAGGAAGUCAUGA
Molecule: messenger RNA, 1930 nt
Organism: Eruca vesicaria subsp. sativa (arugula)
Lineage: Eukaryota; Viridiplantae; Streptophyta; Magnoliopsida; Brassicales; Brassicaceae
Source: the annotation of a GenBank genome assembly